Molecule: messenger RNA, 3549 nt
Organism: Suillus plorans
Lineage: Eukaryota; Fungi; Basidiomycota; Agaricomycetes; Boletales; Suillaceae
Exons: 11
Coding region: 1-3549 (1182 amino acids)
Source: RefSeq, a predicted model, not a curated record
AUGGAUCCAUCUGAAAUAUCACCCGAAUACGAGCUCACAGUCCGCAACCACAUUCGCCAGACCUUUCUUCCUUACGUUAGGAAGUACAUUACCAGAGACCAUGUCGCAUAUACCGAGUCUAAGCUCGAGCAGAUCUUCACAGAAUCCUUAGAUUUUGUCCCAUUAGCGGACCCGCACGUGCUCGUGCUACCCCCAGAUCCACUCGAUACGCUCGUCAGGUCUCUGAAAGAUCUUGACUUCUCCUUUGAUGAGCGCUUGACGACAGAUGGAGAUACCGUGCGCAAGAUCAAAUCAUCACUCAAGACUAUUGUGGGUGAAGGCAGGGAACUCCGCAGCGAGGCAUGCUGGCGGGAGGAGGAUUACAUGUAUACAUGCAUUGCAGAGAUAUACAGACCUAUGACACCCAUACUUACCAACCGCGCGCGAAAGCAGACCCCGAAAGCAGGUUCCAAUGUUCUCCGUGCAUCUCUCCCUCGCACACAGCCUGCGCUAUUCGAGCACAUCGGUGUCAAGUCUGUAGUGGUAGCACAAAUCGAGGAUUCGGAUGUACCUAACUUGGAGGAGGUUUUGAAUGUUCGUCCCACGAUGGAAUCCACCACUCGCACUUAUAUCCUUUCGCUAUUUAAAUCGGCAAAUCCACCUGCACAAUUAACCGAGACAAACGUACAUGUCGCUUCUUUCCUACGUGCCGAUUCACCACCGUUUCAGAUUCAACGUCCACUUUCUCCCCCCCUCUUUUCCCGAUCUCAAGCCAGUCCGGGUUCGUUAUGGACAGGUAUUGCGAAUGCAAAGGACAUCGUGGGUAGGCUGAAUGCUGCUCCUGUUCCCGUUCAAGAAGAGCUAGAGGACAAUGUAGACAGCGUCAACAUGUCGAUUGUUGAUGGAUGGGCUGUCCUCCCAAUCUCUUCUCCCCCUUCCGCUUCGCCUCUCUCCUCACAAGGCACAGAAAUCGACGAACUAUGGGAGGCAUCACCGACUCCGCCUGGCACGCCUGCUACAAGCCUUUUCAGUGCUAGAAUGGACGAAGUAGAGAUCCCGCGUAUUCACAAACCCGGACACAUACUCCCACACUCGCUGAAACCAAGGGGUUCUAACAGGUGCGUGCUGCAGUCCAUACACGAGCGCUCACUCACUCGCUUUCUUCAGUCUCAAGAUGGGAGGAUUCUUGAUGCAGAAGACUCUAUGCUCGGGCAGCCACCUUCUGUUUGUACUGCUUCACCUCUGCCUGCGCAUGCGGGAAGAGACAGAAGAAAGAAGUCAGAUCAAGAUCAGGCCUUGGAAGACAUUGAUGUGGAACAGGGUCUCGACAUGGCUCUCAGGCAUAUAUACCAAGCGGUGCAGCAGGAGAACAUCGAGGGGUGUGUAUUGCAGGAGAGGUUGGAUGAAAAGGAUGUUGCACUGAUGGAUGUGCCACACCUUCCCUCGCCUACCGUGCACCUGGGGCCAUCUCUACAACCUACAAGCAUGAGGGCCCUCAUCCAUAGAGGCAAGAUGAAUACAAACGUCCAGCGGCACACUACACUGGAACCUGUAAAAGGCAUCAAGCCACUUAACCUCGAGUUAUCUUGGAGACCCUUCAAAUUCGCGGCCCCGAUUCCAACCGACGAAAGCGUUUCCCUUGUCGCUGAAUCUACUCUGGAUGACCUCGUGAAAUUGGGCUAUGCUGAUAAAGCAAGCGAAACGAAGAUCCAUGGACUGCUCGCAGACCUCGAAACUACCUCCUGUCAUUCCGCCAACGUGGCAGAAUCCAAGAAAUUAAAAGACAAACGCGGCACAGGGAGUCUUGGUCUUUCACCUCCCCGCCCCCCUAAGUCCUCUAUGCUAGGAGAGGGAUUCGAGCUGGUCCUGACGAAAAGAGAACGAAGACUUCACGCCGGCCUUCCUGAAUUCGAGGAUUUUCAUGAACAUCGUGCUAAAUAUGGUGAAAAUUGUCAUAAACGACAAGAUAAAGUCAAAGGCGGAGAUGAAACCUCACUUGAAACGGACAAUGAAGAUCAGCCUGCGAAGCCCCCUCGCUUUGUCUUUCACGAUUCUGGCAUUUUGGAUAAUCAAGACGAUCCGAGUCCCUUGGAAGCUGUCUACUCACUCGAUGGUGCUGAUUACUCUGACAAGGACGAGGAGGAUAACCCCCGCUAUGUGUGCCAACAUCAAGGUCAGGGGCAAGAUAGGGAUCAAGGCCACGAAGGACUAUCUUCAUCUUUCCCGUUACUGGCACGGCACCGGUACGGCCCAAGUCCAUAUCCGGCCAGCCCUCCUCUCCGAGGACUUGACCAAGAUUAUGCAAUGGCUAACUACUCCCAAGACAAAUAUAUGGAAUCCGCUUUUUUCCCGCUUUCAUUUGGAUCCCAAGGCGAGCGGGUGUCAAGAUGUCCGGCUGAUCUAGUUGCAAUUUCGGGUGGUGAUGAGGAACGAAGUGUGUUACCGGAUACCGACAGCCCAAAGAAAACUGCAGGCAUCUCGGACAACGACCAACCGGCGAACAUAACGUCAUUCUUACGAUAUUUUGGGCCGGAAAUGGAUCCUAGUACCGCUUUCCCUGCAUUCAAACGCAGACGACUGGAUGAUCCCAUGGCCGCCGCCGUCGUCACGCGAGGGUUUUUAGAUGACUACUUGGCACUGCGCAAUAAGAACGGGAUGCGUGACCCGCCUCCGUCGGUAACUCCCACGAUCAUCUCCUCUGAACCCCAAGGUUUGCAACUCGGCAGCAUUUCGCCACCCCGUGCUGCACCUGUAGAAAUCCUCGACACCUACACCAUGCUUCUCCCCGAUGUAUGGAACGCACCAACUGCGAACCAUUGCUAUCUUGCAAGUAUGGCUCUCAUUCAGAAACGUGCGCUCGUCCGGGCCUUGCAGGCCCCUGAGUGCCGGGUACAUCUCGUAGAGAGGUAUGUGUUAGGUGGGGUGGACAUCGCGAUGGAUCCAGACACAGCCGUGCUAGUUGCGCCGCUGCUGGCGCUCCCCUCUCAGGUUGAAGGACUCGUCGAUCGCAUCUCGCAGGCGUCCUGGCGGUAUACACGUAUCCUUAUCAUUCUCGAAGCGUUCCCAAGCGCAAAUGCAUUUACGGCAGAAAUAAGUACGAACAACGUCAAACUAAUGCCCUAUGCCUUCUCGCCUCCCAUUCUCAAAGCAGUUAAGAAGCUCCGCCGGCUCUUGACCAUCGCCGAGGGUUGUGGGACGAAGAAUGCAGAGUGUAAGAUUCAAUGGGCGUUUGCCAAUGAUGUGGGCGAGGUGGCCUUAUUCGUGAGGAUUUUUGGGAACUUAGCUCAGGAAUGGGCUUUCAAUGGAGGUGGGAAUGCACUUUGGGAAGAUAGGGCGUGGCUACAGGUCGAAGAGCACGAGGAUGAAGCGGAUCUUGCCAGUGUGGAGGGCAUGAACCCUUUCGCAGCCUUCGUCAUGCUGCAUCAGGGAGCGCUGCAAGAAAUCCUCGAUAUGACCCCUGAAAGUCGUGUGGCAGAAUUUUCUUAUCUGGUAGGAAGCCAGCGGAUUGUAAGAUGUUCUAUAUGUUCCGGUGUUCGCAAAUUCAUUGCGGACUUUUCUAGGCUUCUCUAA